AUGAAGUUGCAAUUAAGUAGUUUAUUACCUUUGGCGCUCGUUGUUUUGGACUCUGCUAAUGCUGAGCCUCAUAGGAUCAAGUUACAAAAACAGGAGUUGACUGAUGAUAUAUCCAAGCUAUCUUUCGACCAACACAUGGCUCAUUUGGGUUCCAAAUACGUCACUGCGUUUGAAAAGGCUCACCCAGACACAGUUUUGUCAAGAGAUCAUCCAUUUUUCAAGAAUUUUAUCGACAAACAUUUCGAUGCUCAACAAAAUCAUGAAGUUCCAUUAAAUAAUUAUUUGAACGCUCAAUAUUUUGCUGAUAUUUCCAUCGGUUCCCCUGGUCAAACUUUUAGAGUCAUUAUGGACACUGGUUCCUCCAACCUUUGGGUUCCAAGUGUAGAUUGUAAUUCAUUGGCGUGCUUUCUACAUAAUAAAUACGACCAUAGAGUUUCUUCCACUUAUGUAAGAAAUGGUACCAGAUUCGCUAUUAGAUACGGAUCCGGUGCGUUGGAAGGUUACAUGUCGAAUGAUACUGUCACCGUUGGUGACUUACAAAUUCCAAAACAAGAUUUCGCAGAAGCAACGAGUGAACCAGGUUUAGCAUUUGCUUUCGGUAAAUUCGAUGGUAUCUUCGGUCUUGCCUUUGAUACGAUCUCCGUAAAUAGAGCGGUGCCACCAUUCUACAAUGCAGUAAAUCGUGGUUUAUUAGAUGCUCCACAAUUUGCUUUCUAUCUAGGUGAUAAGAGAUUAAGAAAAGAAGGUGGUGAAGUUACCUUUGGUGGUUACGAUGAAACAAGAUUUACCGGUAAUAUCACUUGGUUACCAGUUCGCCGUGAAGCUUAUUGGGAAGUUGAUUUUAAUGGUAUUUCCUUCGGUAGUCAGUAUGCUCCAUUAACUGCUACUGGUGCUGCUAUCGACACCGGUACUUCCUUAAUCACCCUACCAUCUGGUUUAGCUGAGAUCCUAAAUGCUCAAAUUGGUGCAAGAAAGAAUUGGUCUGGUCAAUACGUCUUAGAUUGUUCCAGAAGAAGUACUUUACCUGACAUUACUUUCAACUUGGGUGGUUCUAACUUCAGUAUUGGCCCAUACGAUUACACACUUGAAGCCUCUGGCACCUGUAUCUCUGCCAUUGUCCCAAUGGACUUCCCAGAGCCAGUUGGUCCAUUAGCCAUUAUUGGUGAUGCCUUCUUACGUAGAUGGUAUUCAGUCUAUGAUUUAGGUAACAGUACAACCAACAGUACCGUCGGUUUAGCCGAAGCUUUAUGA
Molecule: messenger RNA, 1251 nt
Organism: Kazachstania africana CBS 2517
Lineage: Eukaryota; Fungi; Ascomycota; Saccharomycetes; Saccharomycetales; Saccharomycetaceae
Gene: PEP4
Product: proteinase A
Exons: 1
Coding region: 1-1251 (416 amino acids)
Cellular component (GO): fungal-type vacuole
Molecular function (GO): aspartic-type endopeptidase activity
Source: RefSeq, a predicted model, not a curated record